Penicillium hordei is the source of this 876-nucleotide messenger RNA. RefSeq names its product TMEM53 family protein. The record is from RefSeq and is a predicted model, not a curated record. The transcript has a single exon. The coding region runs from base 1 to 876 and encodes 291 amino acids. Lineage: Eukaryota; Fungi; Ascomycota; Eurotiomycetes; Eurotiales; Aspergillaceae.
AUGGCUCCACAACCUAUUCCAUUCCCAGGCUUCACCCCGAUAUCUGAUCGGGUAUACCUUCGCAAUGGCCAUGAAAAAGCCAAAGAAUCUCUAGCCGACGAGCCAACUACAAUCAUAAUUUCCGGCUGGGGCGACGGUAUGCCGAAACACGUUACCAAAUACUCCGACGGCUACCAUGAGCUCUACCCAUCCGCGCGGAUCAUCGUUAUCCUAUCGCGUACCUUCCAGGCCACCCACCAAUCCGAGGAAGCCAGAAUCGCAGCCAUGAUGCCGGUCGUUGACACCGUCUUCCCGACGCCAACCGGCAGCGGGAACGAAAAGGAGCGCCUUCUUGUGCAUGCCAUGUCCAAUACAGGCGCCAUCUUCGCUGCCGCCACCAUUGUCGCGUACCAGCAACGCCAUGGCACAGACAAGCCAUUCCCACACCAGCUCAUGGUGUUGGAUUCCACACCGGGAAGUCUGGUCUUCACCUCUCAGGUUACCCGGUGGUCGCGUGCCAUGGCGGUCGGUACCGCCAAGUUCUUCCCUUGGCCCUUUGUUAUUACACAGGGUAUGUGGUAUAUGUUCCUAUGGGCGAGUUACCUGUGGCAACUCCUCAGUGGCUCUGAGGCUUCGGGUGUGUGGGCGGACCGGAUCAUAAAUGAUAAGUCCUGUGUCACGACCGAUUCCAGGAGAGUCUACCUGUACUCCAAGGAAGAUGAGAUUAUUGGUUACAAGGACUUGGAGGAGAAUGUUGCUCAUGCUAAGACUUUGGGCUACUCGGUUGAUCUUGAGAUAUUCGAAGGCUCGCCGCAUGUGGGACACAUGAGACUUCAUCCUGAACAGUAUUGGAGCAAAGUUGCCAGCUCUUGGAAGCAGGCCAUCGCGGAGAAAUAA